Messenger RNA from Emys orbicularis (European pond turtle), 1251 nucleotides. RefSeq names its product actin like 7A (gene ACTL7A). The coding region runs from base 1 to 1251 and encodes 416 amino acids. Gene Ontology annotation, cellular component: nucleus; cytoplasm. NCBI's taxonomy places the organism in Eukaryota, Metazoa, Chordata, Testudines, Emydidae. The record is from RefSeq and is a predicted model, not a curated record. The transcript has a single exon.
AUGUCAGUCAAAGGAAGCACCAGUUCUGUAGCAGUAGCAACAAUCCAGGAAGGUCCUGCAAAACGGGCGGUACUAGUUAGGGCCAGUAAAAAGCCUAAAGAGGAUAGCGCUUCAUCAACUCAGAGAAGCCCCAAGAUUGUGAAGGAGACUAGAGCAGUGAUCAUAGACAUUGGCACAGGUUACUGUAAGUGUGGAUUUGCUGGAGAGCCUCGUCCCUCCCAUGUUAUUUCAUCUACAGUGGGCAAGCAUUUCCAGCAGACUGCUAAAACUGGGGACAAUCGCAAAGAAACCUUUGUUGGAAAAGAACUUCAGGAUGUGAAAAUACCCCUAAAACUUGUCAAUCCCUUGAGACAUGGCAUAGUGGUCGAUUGGGAUUGUGUCCAAGACAUUUGGGAAUACAUUUUCCACAAAGAGAUGAAGAUUCAGCCAGAGGAGCAUGCUGUCCUGGUAUCAGACCCUCCACUGAGUCCUACCACCAACAGGGAGAAAUAUGCCGAGAUGCUGUUUGAAACGUUCUGCACUCCUGCCAUGCAUAUCGCCUACCAGUCCAGAUUAUCUAUGUAUUCAUAUGGAAAGACCUCCGCUCUUGUGGUAGAAAGUGGCCAUGGUGUUUCAUAUGUGGUCCCUAUCUAUGAAGGUUAUACUAUGCCAAGCAUUACUGGACGAGUAGACUAUGCUGGAUCAGACCUCACCCAUUACCUCAUGAAGUUAUUAAAUGAGGCUGGGAAAACAUUUACUGGGGAACAACUAAGUAUGAUAGAGGACAUUAAGGAAAAGUGUUGCUAUACGUCUCUGGACCUUCAGCAUGACAUGAGUUUGCCUCUCCGGAAACAGCAGGUUGAUUAUGAACUUCCAGAUGGGCACCUAAUUCCCAUUGGCAAAGAGAGAUUCCUGUGUGCUGAAAUGCUCUUCAAACCAUCCUUGAUAGGAUCACAGCAGCCAGCACUUCCAUUGCUGACAAUGACCUGCCUCAGUAAAUGUGAUGCUGAUCUCAAGAAGAAGCUGAUGGGCAAUAUCUUGCUGUGUGGAGGCUGUACCAUGCUGAAGGGUUUCCCUGACCGUUUCCAGAGAGACCUGACCAAGAUGUGCCCCAAUGAUGACCCCAUUGCAGCAGCAUCCCCUGACAGAAAGUUUUCUGUCUGGACUGGAGGGUCAAUUUUGGCAUCACUCAAUGCCUUUCAGAAGCUCUGGGUUUACAGAAGAGAAUAUGAAGAACGGGGUCCUUUCUUCAUCUACAGGAAAUGUUUCUGA